Molecule: messenger RNA, 1329 nt
Organism: Eruca vesicaria subsp. sativa (arugula)
Lineage: Eukaryota; Viridiplantae; Streptophyta; Magnoliopsida; Brassicales; Brassicaceae
Source: the annotation of a GenBank genome assembly
AUGUCUACGUCAAAUCUCCUCGUCACUCUCUUCAUCUUGUCGAUGACUCUCUCUUCAUCCACUAACCCUAAACACUUCACCGUCAAACUCAUCCACCGUGACUCUCCUCACUCCCCACUCUACAACCCACAAACCACCCUCACCGACCGUCUCAACGCAGCUUUCCUCCGCUCCAUCUCGCGUUCCCGCCGCUUCAACCACCACCCCCAAACCGAUCUCCAGUCCGGUCUAAUAGGAGCAGGAGGCGAGUUCUUCAUGAGUAUCACCAUCGGUACACCACCAACGAACGUCCUCGCGAUAGCCGACACAGGAAGCGACCUAACAUGGGUCCAAUGCAAACCAUGUCAACAAUGUUACAAAGAGAACGGUCCAAUCUUCGACAAGAGCAAGUCCUCCACUUACAAGAACGAGCCUUGUGACUCACGUAACUGCAACGCUUUAUCUACCAACGAACGUGGAUGCGAUGAGUCACACAACGUAUGCAAGUACCGUUACUCGUACGGAGACCAGUCCUUCACCAAAGGAGACGUUGCGACAGAGACUAUCUCCAUUGGCUCGGUUACAGGGUCCCCUGUCUCUUUCCCCGGAACUGUCUUCGGUUGCGGCUAUAACAACGGAGGAACCUUCGACGAGACUGGCUCCGGGAUCAUCGGUCUCGGUGGUGGUGAUCUGUCACUAGUUUCACAGCUUGGUACGUCGAUUUCAAAGAAAUUCUCUUAUUGCUUGUCUCACAAGUCUUCUACAAUAAAUGGCACAAGCGUUAUAAACCUAGGAACAAACUCGAUUCCUUCCGUUACAAGUAAAGACUCCAACGUGUUAUCAACUCCUUUGGUCGAUAAAGAGCCGAAGACUUACUAUUACUUAACCCUAGAAGCUAUCUCCGUCGGCAAAACAAAGAUUCCGUACACCGAAAGCUACGAAACAUCCUCGGAGACAACAACUAAGGGAAACAUAAUCAUCGACUCAGGAACUACACUGACGCUACUUGACUCUGGUUUCUACGACAGUUUUGGCGCGGCGGUGGAAGAGUCCGUAACCGGGGCCAAGCGUGUGAGUGAUCCAAAAGGGCUUUUGUCACAUUGUUUCAAGUCAGGGAACGCGGAGAUAGGUUUGCCGGAGAUAACUAUGCAUUUCACCGGCGCUGACGUGAAGCUGAGUCCUCUCAACGCGUUUGUGAAAGUGAGUGAAGAUAUGGUUUGCAUGAGUAUGAUUCCGACCACUGAGGUUGCUAUCUAUGGGAACUUUGCUCAGAUGGAUUUUUUGGUUGGGUAUGACUUGGAGACUAGAAGGGUGUCGUUUCAACGUAUGGACUGCUCUGCAGAUUUGUGA